UGCGUGUUCCGGAGUUUAUUUACUAACUUUGGCACGUCGACGUCAUCACAAACGUUUCGACAUUUUUCAUUUCUCUGGGAUCGAGGACAUGCGGCACGCCAAAAAUAGCCUACAUGAAGCGCUGAGAAAGGAUACCGAUUUUUUUGCUUCAAGGCCAGCAACGAAGAAAAUUCACCCUUGUUUUCACCGCAUGCUGAUGAUACUGCCUGGCGGCGGGACCGGUGUACUUUUUCGGGCUAGGUCUAGCGUUGCUAGAUUUUCUCUAUGGUUAGGGGGUGUUCGAUCUUUUCGGCCGCCAGUCAUUUCGGCCGCCGCGCCAAAUGUAUGGAACGCCAAAGGGACCACCGAAUACACAACAGCCGCUAAUGAGAAGAACGUAGUCAUAGAACAGCUGGAUACGUCAAUAACAAAAAGGAGAAAAUACUUAGGAAGAAUGCAGCCAAAUGAUUUAUACAUCUAAAGCAUUACUAUUCGUUCUUACAUCAGCUUGAUGUUUAAUACGUUUUUAUCAAAAGCUUUAUUUUAACAUAGUAUUAUGGCCCUAUCAAAGCUGUUUAUAAAGGGUCAGAAAAAAAAACAGCAAGAUGCUAUCGCCCACGUUGAGGCAUCAGACAACAUCAAACAUUUUAAGACCAAAAUCCAACAGCAACAUACCAUAUGGACUCUAUGCUCCCUGCCCGAAUAUGGAUUCAACUUUCCUUGUGUAUGUUGCCGCAGCAUAUCAAUCUUUGUCAAAGAUUUAACAGGCAGAGUAACUAUACUAAAAGUUGAGCCAUCAUUCACGGUUAAAGAUGUCAAAAAUGAAUGUUUUUAUGAGACAUCCAUAAAGCCAGACAAUCAACGUUUAAUUUUUGCAGGAAGUCUGUUGGAAAAUAAACGUACUCUGUCAGACUACAACAUAGAGGAUAAGUCCAUUAUCCAUUUGAUUCUUCGUUUGAGGGGCGGCGGUGGCCUGCUGGUCUGUGUCAAAACCUCCACUGGCAAUUACAUCACCCUGACAGUUCCGCAUUUAGCCACUAUUGAAGAAGUAAAGGUUGCAUUUCAAGCAAAGGAAGGCGUCCCGCCUGGUCAGCAACGUUUGGUAUUUAAGGGAAUGCAGUUGGAAAAUGGACGUACUCUAUCUGACUACGAUAUAAAAAUGGGAUCUACUCUCUAUAAUGAGCUUUCUGGCAUGCACAUUUUUGUCAAAAUCAUUACUCGCAAAACCAUUACUUUAGAAGUUAUGCACUCAACCACAUUUGGAGAUGUGAAAGCUGCAAUUCAAGACAAGGAAGGCAUACCUCCGGAUCAGCAACGUUUGAUAUUUGCAGGAAGAUUGUUCGAAUCACAACGUACCCUGUCCAGCUGCAUGGUAGAACCGGGGUCCACUAUCCAUCUUGUGCAGCGUCCACGUGGCUUCAUUACUGUCUUCAUCAAAACCUGGACUGGCAAGACAGUGACCGCAGAGAUUGAGCUAACCUCCACUAUCAAAAAUUUAAAAGCUGACAUUGAAGACAAGGAAGGCUUCCCUUUAGAUCAGCAUUGUUUGACCUUUGCAGGAAAGCAGUUGGAAGAUGGACAUACAUUGUCCGACUACAUACAAAAGGAGUCUACUUUACGUCUUGAGUUUAUUCCCCCUAUGAUGCAAAUCUCUGCCGAAUGUCUAUGCUCCCUGCCCGAAUAUGGAUUCAACUGUCCUUGUGUACGUUGCCGCAGCAUGACAAUCUUUGUCAAAGAUACUUCAGGCAUAGCAACUGCCCUAAAAGUUGAGCCAUCAUACACUAUUAGAGAUGUCAAAUAUGAAUAUUUUUAUGAGAAAUCCGUAAGUCCAAGCUUUCAAUGUUUGAUUUUGAAAGGAGUGUUGAAAAAUAAACAUACUCUGUCCUACUACAACAUACAGGAUAAGUCCAUAAUCCAUUUGGGUGCUUGUAUGAGGAGCAAUGUUGUGGGCCUGCAGAUCAUUGUCAAAACCUCCACUGGCAAUUUCGUCACCCUGGGAGUUGAGCCGUUAGCCACUAUUGAAAGUAUAAAGGUUGCAAUUCAAGAAGAGGAAGGCAUCCCUCCUGGUCAGCAACGUUUGGUAUUUAAAGGAAUGCAGUUGGAAGAUGGACGCACUUUAUUCGACUACAAUAUAGAUAAUGGAUCCAUUCUCCUUAAUGAGCUUUCUGGCAGCAUGCAAAUCUUUGUCAGAACCAUCACUGGCAAAACCAUUACUUUAGAGGUUAUGCACUCAACCACAUUUGAAAAUGUGAAAGCCAUAAUUCAAGACAAGGAAGGCAUCCCUCCAGAUCAGCAACGUUUGAUAUUUGCAGGAAGAGUGUUCGAAUCACAAUGUACCCUGUCCAGCUGCAACGUACAAGCAGGGUCGACUAUCUAUCUUGUGCAGCGUCCACAUGCCCUUACGAAAAUAUCCAAUUGAAUUUCCUAUUAGAAAAAUGUAUAGGAUUCAUAUUGUAAUUCUUAUUUCAAUUGCUAUAGGAAAUUCUAUGAGACUCUGUUGGAAAUUGGCCUAAUAUCUUAUAAGAUCUUAUAAGACUUUUUAUUGGAAAUUUUAAAGACCCAAUAAGAAUUCUCAUUACAAAAUUUACUAGAACAUAUAGGAAUCUUAAAUAUAUUUCUAUUAGGAUUUGCAAGAUCCAAUAAGAAUUCUUAGUACAAUAUACUGUAUAUAUAGGAAUUUUAAAUAUAUCUCUAUUAGGAAUUGCCAUAGAUUCAAUAAGAAUUCGUAUUAAAAUAUUUAUUAGAUCAUAUAGGAAUUUCAAAUAUAUUUUUAUUAGGAAUUGCUAUAAGAUCCAAUAAGAAUUCUUAUUACAAUAUUUAAUAGAUCAUAUAGGAAUUUUAAACACUUCUAUCACGAAUUAUUAGAUCCUAUAAGUAGUGGUGGGCUAUGGUGAUAUUUCAAAUACCAUAUGUACAGGUCUUAAAUGAAGUGGCUUAUUGUUCUGAGCAUUUUGACACCUUUUUUAAGAAAAUCGGUUGAAAAUGGGACAAUGCGGACUGCCCAAAAAACAAAAUUAAGGGGGUGGGAGAAAAGGACCCCUUCGAUGGUUAAAAUACAUGAAAAGGGUCUUU
This is a messenger RNA of Anneissia japonica, 3051 nucleotides long. Its product is annotated as polyubiquitin-C-like. Gene Ontology annotation, molecular function: protein tag activity; ubiquitin protein ligase binding. Bases 536 to 2398 code for a protein of 620 amino acids. Lineage: Eukaryota; Metazoa; Echinodermata; Crinoidea; Comatulida; Comatulidae. The transcript has 4 exons. Gene Ontology annotation, cellular component: nucleus; cytoplasm. The record is from RefSeq and is a predicted model, not a curated record. Gene Ontology annotation, biological process: protein ubiquitination; modification-dependent protein catabolic process.